AUGGCGGAGGUAGCGUGCUCCUUCAGCAUCCUAGGCGAGCAGCCAGAGGUGGAGCGCCGACUAGACAGGGCUUUACAAGUAUUCUGGGAGAAACUGGAAGCUUCACUGUCCCCAGUGAUGGUGCCCGACACCCGGAAGCACACUCACCUAAGCAGAACCAAACUAAAGAAGGCACAGCCACCUCGGGCACCGAUUCGCCCAGUGGGACGGAAGCUGUGA
Molecule: messenger RNA, 219 nt
Organism: Pelobates cultripes (western spadefoot toad)
Lineage: Eukaryota; Metazoa; Chordata; Amphibia; Anura; Pelobatidae
Source: the annotation of a GenBank genome assembly